AUGCAUCAACCACAUCAACAACUGUUUCAACCAAAACAACAGCUGCACCAAGCACUACAAAAGAAGCAAAAACUACAACUACAGCUGGCUCCACCUCAACUACAGCUACCCCAGCCACAUCAACAACUGUUUCAACAGCUACACCAACCACAACUAAGGCUAGCUCAACCACAAUGACAGGUGCACCAUCCACUACAAAAUCUGCAAAAACCACAACUCAGGCUAGCUCAACCACAGCAACAGCUGCACCAACAAUAUCAUCAAGUGUUUCAACAGCAACUACAGAAGCACCAACCACCACUACAGCUAUGCAAACCACAACAAAAGUUGCACAAACCAGAACUACAGCCACACCAACCACAACUACAGCCAGCUCAACCACAACAUCAGCUGCAAUUACCACCACUUCAGACACACCAGCCGCAACAACAACUGCACCAACCACAUCAACAACUAUUUCAACUACUACAACAAAUGCACCAACAACCACUACAGCUGCACCAACAACUACAAAAGAAGCAAAAACCACAACUGCAGCUGCCUCCACCUUAACUACAGCUGCCCCAACCACACCAACAACUGUUUCAAUGACUACAACUACAGCUACCCCAGCCGCAACAACAACUGCACCACCCACAACUACAGCUGCACCAUCAACAACAAAAGCUGCAACAACCACCACUUCAGCCACACAUGCCAGAACAACAGAUGCAUCAACCACAUCAACAACUGUUUCAACCAAAACAACAGCUGCACCAAGCACUACAAAAGAAGCAAAAACUACAACUACAGCUGGCUCCACCUCAACUACAGCUACCCCAGCCACAUCAACAACUGUUUCAACAGCUACACCAACCAUAACUAAGGCUAGCUCAACCACAAUGACAGGUGCACCAUCCACUACAAAAUCUGCAAAAACCACAACUCAGGCUAGCUCAACCACAGCAACAGCUGCACCAACAAUAUCAUCAAGUGUUUCAACAGCAACUACAGAAGCACCAACCACCACUACAGCUAUGCAAACCACAACAAAAGUUGCACAAACCAGAACUACAGCCACACCAACCACAACUACAGCCAGCUCAACCACAACAUCAGCUGCAAUUACCACCACUUCAGACACACCAGCCGCAACAACAACUGCACCAACCACAUCAACAACUAUUUCAACUACUACAACAAAUGCACCAACAACCACUACAGCUGCACCAACAACUACAAAAGAAGCAAAAACCACAACUGCAGCUGCCUCCACCUUAACUACAGCUGCCCCCACCUUAACUACAGCUGCCCCAACCACACCAACAACUGUUUCAAUGACUACAACAGCUACACCAGCCGCAACAACAACUGCACCACCCACAACUACAGCUGCACCAUCAACCUCAAAAGCUGCAACAACCACCACUUCAGCCACACAUGCCAGAACAACAGAUGCAUCAACCACAUCAACAACUGUUUCAACCAAAACAACAGCUGCACCAAGCACUACAAAAGAAGCAAAAACUACAACUACAGCUGGCUCCACCUCAACUACAGCUACCCCAGCCACAUCAACAACUGUUUCAACAGCUACACCAACCACAACUAAGGCUAGCUCAACCACAAUGACAGGUGCACCAUCCACUACAAAAUCUGCAAAAACCACAACUCAGGCUAGCUCAACCACAGCAACAGCUGCACCAACAAUAUCAUCAAGUGUUUCAACAGCAACUACAGAAGCACCAACCACCACUACAGCUAUGCAAACCACAACAAAAGUUGCACAAACCAGAACUACAGCCACACCAACCACAACUACAGCCAGCUCAACCACAACAUCAGCUGCAAUUACCACCACUUCAGACACACCAGCCGCAACAACAACUGCACCAACCACAUCAACAACUAUUUCAACUACUACAACAAAUGCACCAACAACCACUACAGCUGCACCAACAACUACAAAAGAAGCAAAAACCACAACUGCAGCUGCCUCCACCUUAACUACAGCUGCCCCCACCUUAACUACAGCUGCCCCAACCACACCAACAACUUUUUCAAUGACUACAACUACAGCUACCCCAGCCGCAACAACAACUGCACCACCCACAACUACAGCUGCACCAUCAACAACAAAAGCUGCAACAACCACCACUUCAGCCACACAUGCCAGAACAACAGAUGCAUCAACCACAUCAACAACUGUUUCAACCAAAACAACAGCUGCACCAAGCAAUACAAAAGAAGCAAAAACUACAACUACAGCUGGCUCCACCUCAACUACAGCUACCCCAGCCACAUCAACAACUAUUUCAACAGCUAUACCAACCACAACUAAGGCUAGCUCAACCACAAUGACAGGUGCACAAUCCACUACAAAAUCUGCAAAAACCACAACUCAGGCUAGCUCAACCACAGCAACAGCUGCACCAACAAUAUCAUCAAGUGUUUCAACAGCAACUACAGAAGCACCAACCACCACUACAGCUAUGCAAACCACAACAAAAGUUGCACAAACCAGAACUACAGCCACACCAACCACAACUACAGCCAGCUCAACCACAACAUCAGCUGCAAUUACCACCACUUCAGACACACCAGCCGCAACAACAACUGCACCAACCACAUCAACAACUAUUUCAACUACUACAACAAAUGCACCAACAACCACUACAGCUGCACCAACAACUACAAAAGAAGCAAAAACCACAACUGCAGCUGCCUCCACCUUAACUACAGCUGCCCCAACCACACCAACAACUGUUUCAAUGACUACAACUACAGCUACCCCAGCCGCAACAACAACUGCACCACCCACAACUACAACUGCACCAUCAACAACAAAAGCUGCAACAACCACCACUUCAGCCACACAUGCCAGAACAACAGAUGCAUCAACCACAUCAACAACUGUUUCAACCAAAACAACAGCUGCACCAAGCAAUACAAAAGAAGCAAAAACUACAACUACAGCUGGUUCCACCUCAACUACAGCUACCCCAGCCACAUCAACAACUAUUUCAACAGCUACACCAACCACAACUAAGGCUAGCUCUACCACAAUGACAGGUGCACCAUCCACUACAAAAUCUGCAAAAACCACAACUCAGGCUAGCUCAACCACAGCAACAGCUGCACCAACAAUAUCAUCAAGUGUUUCAACAGCAACUACAGAAGCACCAACCACCACUACAGCUAUGCAAACCACAACAAAAGUUGCACAAACCAGAACUACAGCCACACCAACCACAACUACAGCCAGCUCAACCACAACAUCAGCUGCAAUUACCACCACUUCAGACACACCAGCCGCAACAACAACUGCACCAACCACAUCAACAACAAUUUCAACUACUACAAGAAAUGCACCAACAAUCACUACAGCUGCACCAACAACUACAAAAGAAGCAAAAACCACAACUGCAGCUGCCUCCACCUUAACUACAGCUGCCCCAACCAUACCAACAACUGUUUCAAUGACUACAACAGCUUCACCAGCCGCAACAACAACUGCACCAUCCACAACUACAACUGCACCAUCAACCUCAAAAGCUGCCACAACCACCACUUCAGCCACACAUGCCAGAACAACAGAUGCAUCAACCACAUCAACAACUGUUUCAACCAAAACAACAGCUGCACCAAGCAAUACAAAAGAAGCAAAAACUACAACUACAGCUGGCUCCACCUCAACUACAGCUACCCCAGCCACAUCAACAACUAUUUCAACAGCUACACCAACCACAACUAA
Molecule: messenger RNA, 3733 nt
Organism: Xyrichtys novacula (pearly razorfish)
Lineage: Eukaryota; Metazoa; Chordata; Actinopteri; Labriformes; Labridae
Source: the annotation of a GenBank genome assembly